Messenger RNA from Podospora anserina S mat+, 1644 nucleotides. RefSeq lists its product as uncharacterized. The transcript has a single exon. The coding region runs from base 1 to 1644 and encodes 547 amino acids. The record is from RefSeq and is a predicted model, not a curated record. Lineage: Eukaryota; Fungi; Ascomycota; Sordariomycetes; Sordariales; Podosporaceae.
AUGACAACAGUCCAUGCAGUCACAGCGACUGUCACGCAGUUGACAACCACAACUGUGUCGGUAUGUGCUGCUCCGACAAACGCCGGUAUCUACAAGCGCUCCGCGCUCGACGUGAGGUCGAAGAAGCACCCCAGGGCUCUCCGGACAUGGGGCUGUGAGCCCGGAUUCGUCUGCAAUCAGCCUAAGCCUGACGGCUGCAAUCUUUGGGCUGAAGCGCCCGGUUUGGACUUUGAGUGUCACCCUGACUGGUGUGUCCCUGCUCCAUAUAUCCCUCGCGUCGUCUGGAAGAAGAACGAAACUGGCUACUUCCCGCCUGUUGAGGGAUACUUCAACCUCAACCCCGAGGAUUUUGGCUUGAGCUAUGGCGUCUUCGAACUUCAGCCUGUCGUUGUUUUGAAGGCAGAUGGCAGAUUAGCAACCAGCUAUACUGGCGACUGGGCUUCUCAAGCUACUAUCACUGAACGCACAAGAUCAACAGCUGUGCCAAACUCUAGGGCACGCUUUGUCAAAAGGCAGGUGCCAGGCUCAGAUACUGUUCCAUCCGAAUGUUUCAGCUUCUGUGAUAGUGCCUAUCUGGAAGCGCAGCGUGUUGGUAGGGACCCAGAGCUUUGCGAACCGGGUUCGGUUUUCUUGGAUAUUUUGGACGAUUGCAAGGUGUGCAUUGCAGACAACACCGAUGACACCAAGUAUGAAGAGAUAGAGAGGGUCUAUCUGGAGCCAAACUUCCGGCCAUGGCUUGACUACUGCGACGCUUUGAGUCCAGUGCCCAUCACCACCACCACAAGCGGUGAGCCACAGGUGACCGACACAGCGACUGUCUCAACAGACACUGGCCUGCCACCCAACACCAGCACUGGUUUUGAUGAUAUCACCACUUCUGCUACCACGACGUCAACUGAGGAAACCUCAACACCCACUUCUACUCCGACGUCCACCGAUGAGACGACGUCGACCACAACCGACAGCAGCACAGAAACCACAACCACCGAGACAACAUCCACAACUUCCGAGUCCACCAGCUCCACCGAAACUCUCAGCUCCGAGACCACCAGCUCCGAGACCACCAGCUCUCCCAGCACCACCGAGACCACCAGCUCUCCCAGUACUGAGACGACGACAGAGUCUCCCACCACGGAGACCACCGAAGUCCCCACAUCGGGUGGCUCAGAGAGUACGUCGUCUCCCGAUGUUACGACUAGUACGGACGCUCCGUCCACCUCGGAAGACGGCCCGUCCGCUACUACAACUACGUCUCCAUCUAUUGCUUCAUCCACCACUCCACCCACUUCCUCCUCCUCCUCCUCCUCCACCAUCACCUCCUCCUCCACAUCUUCAUCCGGCUCGGACGAUUCCAGUUCGACAUUCCCUGACACCACAGAUGACUUACUUACAUUCACAGCUUCCACUUUCUCUACAGGUACACUCCCCGGCGAGACCAGCGGUGGCGGCGAUGACGGUGGUGUCGUACCCACAGACACCCCCACCACCAUCACCACCACCACCGCCGGCACCGGCGGUCUAACGCCCACACUACCCACCGGCCCGGUCGUCACCGCGGCUGCGGGCAGGAUGGCCAACGUCCCCUCCCUGGGAGGACUUGGUAACAUCCUAGCCGGGAUUUUGUUUGCUGCCAUGUUGCUCUGA